AUGCCAGCCGAUAUUCGCAGCUUCUUUGGUGGUGGGCCCCCGAAGCCUAGCCAGGAUUCACAAAAGGAUGAGCCUGCACCCAAGAAGGCUGCACCCAAGAAAAAAGGUCGUACGAGCAGGGUUAAGCCAGCCGCUAAGAAAGCCAAACGUGAACCAACGCCAGAGCCUGAACUCGAAGAAACGACCACAUCUGCAUUUUUCGGUAGCUCGAAUAAACCCAAGCGAACAGAACCUGUAAAGAAAAAGGCAGCCGAGGCACCAAAGACAACACCGAAGAAGGCAGCUGCAAAGCCGAGUGGGAAGGCAGCCAAUGGCAAGACUUCUGGACGUGCGAAGAAACCUGUCACAUCAUACGCUGAGAGGGAUGACGACGAUGAGUUUCCGGAUGAUGACCUUGACGGUGCGGAUGAUAUCUUUGGGGAUGACGUCAAGGGUAAGAGUAAGGACGACUACCAGGAGGCUUCGGAGAGCGACGAGGAUGUUCCCAUCCAGCUGCCACAUCGUGGAACACCAAAAGCUCCAGCAAAGCAACAAAAGGCGAUCAAGGACGAGGAUGAGGACGAGUUCGACCCUGACGACGAGGAUGUGGAUAUGAAGGAUCUGGAUGGUGAUGACGACGACGACUUCGACGAGGAAGAAGCUGCUAAGACGAAAUCGAAGAAAGUAUCAGCCGCCAGCAAGAAACGCAAGUCCCCAGAACAUGACGAAGAUGAAGAUGAAGAGGAUAAGCCGGCAAAGCCCAAGGCGAAGAAGGCUACCCCAGCAAAGUCACCAGCGAAGAAAAAGGCGAAGAAAGAUGAUGUUGAAGACAGUGCUGAUAUCCAGGCUAUCUACGACAGCAUACCUACCGUACGCGCUCCGACGCCUCCUCCCAAAGACCCGAAUGGGAAAUUCAACUGGCAAGCAAAUGCGGCUCGUGGCGAUGCAGGACCGACACAAGGCUCUUCCGCUGAUAUGCCACAAGGCUCAGAUACCUGCCUUGCUGGACUGAAUUUUGUCUUCACUGGUGUGCUGCAAAAGUGGGGUCGAACUGAGAGUCAGGAGCUGGUCAAGCGUCACGGUGGUAAAGUAACUACCGCUCCGAGCAAGAAGACCAAUUACGUCGUCUUGGGUGAGGACGCUGGACCCAGCAAGCUGCAGAAGAUCCGGGACAUGAACAUCAAGACAAUUGAUGAGGAUGGCCUGACUCUGCUGAUUGAAAAGUUGACAGCAGCGGGUAACAAGGGCGACAGCAAAGCUCAGGCAGUGUAUGCAGAGAAACAACGCAAGGAGCAAGAGAAGAUUGAAAAGCAAGCUGCAGAACUCGAGUUAGAGGAAAAGAAGCGCCAGAAAGAACUGAAGGCUGCAGCUGCGGCGGCUGGAAACAAGACAGCAUCUGCAGUCACUGCUGCUGCUCAAAACGCAGGCCCAGAAGUUGACUCUCGGUUGUGGACAACCAAGUACGCACCCACAUCACUUGCUCAUAUAUGCGGAAACAAGGCGUCGGUUGAGAGACUGCAACGAUGGCUACAGGCCUUCCCGAAGAGUCUCAAGACGGGUUUCAAGCUUGCUGGUAAAGAUGGCAGCGGAGUGUUCCGUGCUGUCAUGAUUCAUGGACCGCCUGGUAUCGGUAAAACCACUGCUGCACAUCUCGUUGCCAAGCUUGAAGGUUACGACAUUGUGGAGAGAAAUGCCAGUGACACCCGAAGCAAGAAGCUUAUUGAAGAUGGUCUGCGUGGUGUCCUCAGUACCAACUCCCUUCACGGCUACUUCGCUGGAGACGGAAAGAAGGUUGAAGGCUCCAAGAAGAAGCUUGUACUCAUUAUGGACGAGGUCGACGGAAUGUCUGCAGGUGAUCGAGGUGGUGUCGGCGCACUCGCAGCUGUUUGCAAGAAGACGGAAGUUCCCAUGAUCCUCAUCUGCAACGACAGGAGACAACCCAAGAUGAAGCCAUUUGAUUACGUUACGUUCGACCUCCCUUUCCGACGACCAACUGUUGAUCAGGUGCGAUCACGUAUCAUGACGAUUGCGUUCCGUGAGGGUCUCAAGAUGCCUACCCCAGUUAUCAACGCUUUGAUUGAAGGCAGUCAUUCUGAUAUCCGCCAAGUUGUCAACAUGAUAUCGACUGCUAAGAUCGAUCAAGAAGUCAUGGACUUUGACAAGGGCAAGGCCAUGUCGAAGAACUGGGAGAAGCAUGUGGUUUUGAAGCCGUGGGACAUUACACAAAAGAUUCUUGGUGGUGGCAUGUUUGCUGCGAGCAGCAAGGCUACUCUCAACGAAAAGAUUGAGCUCUACUUCAACGACCAUGAGUUCAGCCCGCUGAUGCUUCAGGAAAAUUAUCUCGGCACAAAUCCUACCCUGUCGGGAGGCUAUUCUGGGAAGGAGAAGAACCUCAAGAACCUUGAGCUUGUGUCACAGGCAGCAGACAGCAUUAGUGAUGGCGAUCUGGUCGACCGAAUGAUUCACGGAUCUCAGCAGCAAUGGAGCCUGAUGCCUACGCAUGCAGUAUUCAGUUUCGUGCGACCCGCAAGCUUUGUGGCUGGCAACACUGCUGGAAAUCAGACUCGUUUUACAUCGUGGCUGGGCAAGAACAGCUCUGCCAACAAGCUUAGCCGAAUGGUCAAGGAGAUCCAGGCUCAUAUGCGACUGCGAUCUUCUGGUGACCGUCAUGAAAUCCGUCAACAAUACGUCCCAAUGCUCUGGACUGAUCUUGUCCAGAAGUUACAAAAGGAGGGCAAGGAGGCGGUGCCCGAGAUUAUCGAGUUGAUGGACAGCUACUACCUCACCAAGGAUGACUUUGAUGCAAUCAUGGAGCUGGGUGUUGGUCCUAUGGAUCAAGAAAAGGUCAAGAUUGAUUCUCAGGCAAAGUCAACCUUUACUCGACUAUACAACCAGCAAUCACAUCCUCUGCCUUUUAUGAAAGCUUCGUCAGUUACGGCACCAAAGAAACAAGCCAAAGAGAAGCCAGACUUGGAAGAAGCAAUUGAAGAGUCAGAUGAGGGUGAAGUGAUUGAGGAAAUCAAGGACGAAGAUGACGAGGAUGUGGAUCUUUCAAAGGACAAGUACGUCAAGCAACCGAAGAAGAAGGCUGCGCCCAAGAAGCCGGCUGCGGCGAAAAAGGGGGCGAAGAAGAAGGCCAAAGAUGAGGAUAGUGAGGACGAGGAGGACGAGGAUGUCAAGCCAAAGGGCAAGGGAAAGGGCAAGGCGAAGGCUCCAGCAAAGGGAAAGAAGUGA
Molecule: messenger RNA, 3213 nt
Organism: Bipolaris victoriae FI3
Lineage: Eukaryota; Fungi; Ascomycota; Dothideomycetes; Pleosporales; Pleosporaceae
Exons: 3
Coding region: 1-3213 (1070 amino acids)
Biological process (GO): DNA replication; DNA repair
Cellular component (GO): DNA replication factor C complex; nucleus
Molecular function (GO): DNA binding; ATP binding; ATP hydrolysis activity
Source: RefSeq, a predicted model, not a curated record